Messenger RNA from Fundulus heteroclitus (mummichog), 1277 nucleotides. RefSeq names its product thymidylate synthetase (gene tyms). NCBI's taxonomy places the organism in Eukaryota, Metazoa, Chordata, Actinopteri, Cyprinodontiformes, Fundulidae. Bases 87 to 1046 code for a protein of 319 amino acids. The transcript has 7 exons. Gene Ontology annotation, cellular component: mitochondrion; cytosol. The record is from RefSeq and is a predicted model, not a curated record. Gene Ontology annotation, molecular function: thymidylate synthase activity. Gene Ontology annotation, biological process: dTMP biosynthetic process.
AAAAAAAUGCCCGGGAAAUUAUGUAAAGAAAAAAAAAAAAGCGGGAAUCAAUUGAGACAUUUUGCUCUGAUCUUGCACUCGUCAACAUGCCUGCAACCUCUGAGAUGCACGCCGGAGAAAGGCCGCGGGAGGAGACGCCAGCCGCGGCGGAGGCGGCGGGGAAGGAGAAGGGGGUCGGCUUUCUGUGCGACGAACGCGGGUACCUGAACUUAGUGGAGUACAUCAUGGAGAACGGUCGCAAGAAGGGGGACCGAACCGGAACAGGAGUCCUGUCUGUGUUCGGAGCUCAAGUCAGAUACAACCUGCGAGACAAGUUCCCCUUGCUGACAACCAAGAGAGUUUUCUGGAAAGGCAUCCUGGAGGAGUUACUGUGGUUUAUUAAGGGAUCAACAAAUGCCAAGGAGCUGUCAGAGAAAGGCGUGAAGAUCUGGGAUGCCAACGGGUCCCGCGCCUUCCUGGACAACCUGGGCUUCACAGAGAGAGAGGAGGGGGACCUGGGACCUGUGUACGGCUUCCAGUGGAGGCACUUUGGCGCAGAGUAUAAAGACAUUCACACAGAUUACUCUGGACAAGGCGUGGACCAGCUGCAGAACGUCAUCGACACCAUCAGGAAAAACCCAGAGGACCGGCGGAUCAUCAUGUGUGCCUGGAACCCCAAAGACCUCCCGCUCAUGGCCCUGCCCCCCUGCCACGCCCUCUGCCAGUUCUACGUCUGCGAUGGGGAGCUGUCCUGUCAGCUGUACCAGCGCUCCGCCGACAUGGGUCUGGGGGUGCCUUUUAAUAUCGCCAGCUAUGCCCUUCUCACCUACAUGAUCGCACACAUUACAGGACUCCAGCCCGGUGACUUUGUCCACACCCUGGGGGACGCCCACGUCUACGUCAACCACGUCGACCCUCUGAAGGAGCAGCUUCAGAGGGAGAUUCGGCCUUUUCCGAAGCUGAAAAUCAAGAGGAAAGUGGAAAGCAUCGAUGACUUCCAGUCGGAGGACUUUGAGAUCUGUGACUACAACCCACACCCCAGCAUAAAGAUGCAGAUGGCCGUGUGAAACCUGAAACGACAGAUUUGUUUUUCCCAGCUUCGGUUGUCCUGUUUGCCUUUUUCAGUCAACCUGUGGGUUCACGUGAGACUUUGUUUCACAUCUUUUGGGUCAAAACUGCUUUAUCUGUUGCAAAAAGCAUUUUUCCUCUCUUUAUUUGCACUUGACUGUCUUUCUUCUCUGUAUUUUGACUGUUAAAUUAUCAAAUUCUAUAAAUAAAGAACUUUGUGAUCAACCUGA